AUGUUCGCCGCACGAAGAGCAUUGACUGGCGCAGUCCAAUGCAGAGCUUUCUCUGCUUCAGCUAGAGAUCUGUCUAAAGUUACAGUUCUCGGUGCUGCUGGAGGAAUUGGACAACCAUUAUCUCUUCUCCUCAAGUUAAACCCCCGCGUCACCGAUUUGGCAUUGUACGAUAUCCGUGGAGGUCCAGGUGUCGCAGCAGAUAUCUCCCACAUCAACACCAAAUCUAAGGUUAAGGGAUAUGAGCCAACGCCAUCUGGUCUCGCCGCCGCCCUCACAGGUGCUGAAAUCGUCUUGAUCCCAGCUGGUGUCCCACGUAAACCCGGUAUGACCCGUGAUGAUCUCUUCAACACCAACGCAUCCAUUGUUCGCGAUCUCGCCAAGGCUGCCGCUGAGUCUGCACCAAAUGCAAAGAUUCUCGUCAUUGCCAACCCAGUCAACUCAACCGUCCCAAUCGUUGCCGAGAUCUUCAAGGCAAAGGGAGUUUACAACCCAAAGAAACUUUUCGGUGUUACCACUUUGGACGUUGUUAGAGCCAGCAGAUUCGUCAGUGAGAUCAAGAAGUCCGACCCUGCCAACGAGAACAUUGUUGUUGUUGGUGGUCACUCCGGUGUUACCAUUGUUCCUCUUUUCUCGCAAUCCACCCACCCAGAUCUUGUCGGUGACGUAGACCUUCUUAGGCGUGUUCAAUUCGGUGGUGAUGAAGUUGUUCAAGCUAAGGAUGGUGCUGGUUCCGCUACCCUCUCCAUGGCUAUGGCUGGUGCCCGUAUGGCCGAAUCAUUAUUGAGAGCUUCCCAAGGAGAGACUGGUGUUAUUGAGCCAACUUUCGUUGACAGCCCAUUGUACAAGGAUCAAGGUGUUGAUUUCUUUGCCAGCAAGGUUGAGUUGGGUCCAGAUGGUGUUAAAGAGAUUUUGAAAGUUGGAAAGAUUAAUGAUUUUGAGAAGAAGUUGUUGGAGGCAUGCUUGGCCGACUUAAAGAAGAACAUCCAAAAGGGUGUUGAAUUCGUCGCCAAGAACCCAGGAAACUAA
Messenger RNA from Sclerotinia borealis F-4128, 1026 nucleotides. The record is from the annotation of a GenBank genome assembly. NCBI's taxonomy places the organism in Eukaryota, Fungi, Ascomycota, Leotiomycetes, Helotiales, Sclerotiniaceae.